GGUCGCUUUUCAUUCGACGAAAACCUUUCAUCAUAGCCAAUUCACGGAAUCCUAGAGUUUACAUGAAGUUGGAAACAAAUCAACCAUGGUGUACGCGUCAAAUCCACGGUUCAUGAAUCGUGUGCUUGAUGCCGUGAUACAUCUAUGCGAGGGAAAAGGAUCUACCGCUCGAGAUGUUCUUGACUUCCUUCGACAAACUUCCAAGAGUACGCCGAGAAAUUUAACGAUGCAGGUUCAUCGGGCUUUGAAGCACGCGGUGAAUGCUGGAUUGUUGCGGCAUAGAAGUGGUCGUUACAAGGCAGUGUUCACGUUAAAUCCAGCUCCGAUUAAACAGCCCGUGAACGAGAAUAACGAACAGAAAUCCGUCGAUGAAAUGAACACUUUCGGCAAGCAACAAACGUCUUCGAAAAGUCAAUCCAGCGACAAAGAAGAAAAUAGGAGGUCACAUUACGAAAGGAGACAAAAACGCAGCCAUAGUCGUCAGAGAAAACGAAAACGUCGCAGUGAAUCCAGAAAGCGCGACGAGCUCAAGGAUAUCGAUAAAAUACGGAAAUUGAAGUACAAAGAAAAAAGGGAAAGUGUUUGGUCACCACAACACAAGAUCUCCAAUAGCAAGAUUGAAACAGAUAUCGGGAACACAUCAGACUUACCUAAUCGUAAAAGAACCAGGACGAAACGGAGGGAUUCGAGCAACUACAGCGAUUUGUCGGAUUACAGCGACUAUGAGGAUAGAAAGGUUAAAGUAAGGAGGAGGAAUUCGACAUAUCAGGAUUCCAAACACGACGAAUCUGGAAAACAAAACAGAAAAUCGAUUUCACCGCAUCAUAGCCCACAAAGACAACAAUCCCAGCAAUUAAGCAUGAAAUAUUCCAACAAUGACGAUAAAGGAAGUAAACUGAAUGUCAACGAUGGAAAGAACGACGAAGUUCAAGACGGAGAGAAUGAACACGAGCCUAAUAAUAGUGGAAGUGGUAGCAUAUUGUGAACUUAUGUCGAUUUAUGUCAUGAGAAUUAUUUGUAAAUGAAUUUUCUUUCAUGUCUUAUUAUACAAAAUUUUUCAUGA
Messenger RNA from Frieseomelitta varia, 1063 nucleotides. RefSeq lists its product as uncharacterized. Gene Ontology annotation, biological process: nucleosome assembly. The coding region runs from base 86 to 985 and encodes 299 amino acids. Gene Ontology annotation, molecular function: DNA binding. Lineage: Eukaryota; Metazoa; Arthropoda; Insecta; Hymenoptera; Apidae. The record is from RefSeq and is a predicted model, not a curated record. Gene Ontology annotation, cellular component: nucleosome. The transcript has 5 exons.